Messenger RNA from Cuscuta europaea, 1454 nucleotides. The record is from the annotation of a GenBank genome assembly. NCBI's taxonomy places the organism in Eukaryota, Viridiplantae, Streptophyta, Magnoliopsida, Solanales, Convolvulaceae.
AGAAAACUCGUGAAAGAACUUAGAAGAAAAAAAUCUUCUGGUUUUGAUAUAAAUGAGGAUACGGUUACACAUUUAUCACCACUUGAAAAAAGUGGUGAAUGUGAUGACUAUUGGGACAGAGAAGGGCAAUACUAUCAAAGUGAUUACAACUCCACAGAGGAUGAACAAGAUAGUCCAGUUCCUAGUGGCUGCUUAUGAAGACUUUAACUCCAAAGGGCCUACAAAAUUUUGCAAAACUUUCUUUAGGUGCGUUAUUAAAUCUGCUAUUUAGUUUGUAGUUAUGAAAUUUUAGUAAGGACUGCAUAUUAAAAUAACAUUUAUGUAGGUACACUGUGAGGUGUGAUGCAUCUGAGAAUAACAUGUGUGAAGCUUUUAACGGAACAAUAUGUAGAGCACGAACUAAACCUCUAAUCCACAUGUUGGAAGAUAUACGCAAUUAUGUCAUGGAGAGGAUAUAUAGCAAGCAGAACCUUAUGUCGCAUGAUCUUGUAGAUGAUACAUUAUGUUCAAGGAUAAAGAAGAAGCUGGAAAAGCUAGUUGGGUUUUCUGCAAGAAGUGUGGCCAGACCUUCGGUUGGUGGAUUAUUCCAAGUUCAUGAAGGUGUAGAUGCGUAUUCGGUAUGCUUAAAUGAACGAACAUGCACUUGCAAAGCCUGGCAAUUGACUGGACUACCGUGUAGACAUGCCAUUGCAAGCAUAAGUUUCAUGAGAGUGGAUCCUUGCACUUAUGUUGAUGAUGUAUAUCGAAAGUUCACACACAAGAAGUAUUACAGAUUAGGCCUCCCACCAAUGAAUGGAGAAAGAAUGUGGCCUAAAGUUCCUGGAGAACCUAUUAAACCGCCGCCAUAUCGAGUCAUGCCGGGUAGACCCAAGAAAAACUAAAAGAAAGCACCUGAAGAAGAGCCGAAGAUCUCACACACUUUAAAGAGAUCUGGACUAAAAAUGAAAUGUACUAACUGUAGUACAUAUGGGCAUAACAAGAGAAAAUGUCCCCAACCUUUACGAGAAUCGGAUCCACAACCGAAGAGAAAAAGAGGAAGGCCCCUGAAACCGUGUACUCAACAAUCUACUGAAAAAAUUACCAAGGGUAAUAGAGGAAGACCGACAAAGAGCCCUAGGCACUCAAUGAAGGUUGCAUCUGGCCCAAAUACAGAAGGUGCACAUUCCAUGGAAGGAACACACACUACCAUGGAAAGCAACAUACCAGUUUAGUUGGAGUUCAAAAAUUGAAGGUUGGAUAUAUGUUCAAGAUUUUUAAGAUAUUUUGGAACCAUACAUGUUAUUGAAACUUAAUCUUUUGGAGUCAUACAAUGUUUUAGUCAUUUUGUAAGAGACUUUGAUAUUUUAAUGUAUAUUGUGAGUAUUGAUGACAUUUAGAUAUAGUCAUGAGAACAUCCAUCCAUUUGCCCCUCCAAUUGUUGUUUUUGGAGAUAGGUUUUUGAGAUUCCAUGUGAG